AUGCCCCUGCUUCCCAGCACCAUGGGUCUGGCAGGCCUGCUCUUCUGGGCAGGUCAGACAGUGAAUGCUUUGAUGGUGCCCAAUGGUACUCUGGCCCUGGCCCACCCUGAGGGCACAGCUGUGAGGCCCCCAAGUGGCCUGGGGGUGCCCCGGUACCAUCGGAAGCGCCACAUCUCUGCCCAGGACAUGAGUGCCUUACUGGAUUAUCACAACCACAUCCGGGCCAGCGUGUACCCACCUGCUGCCAACAUGGAAUACAUGGUCUGGGACGAGCGACUGGCCAGGUCUGCCGAGGCCUGGGCCACCCAGUGCAUCUGGGCCCAUGGGCCCUCCCAGCUGAUGAGAUACGUGGGCCAGAACCUCUCCAUCCAUUCUGGCCGGUACCGCUCAGUGAUAGACCUUGUGAAGCCUUGGUCCGAGGAGAAGCAGCAUUACUUGUUUCCGGUCCCGAGGGACUGUAACCCGCAGUGCCCCUGGCGCUGCAGUGGCCCUGUCUGCUCCCACUAUACCCAGAUGGUGUGGGCAUCUUCCAAUCGGCUGGGCUGUGCCAUCCACACCUGUAGCAGCAUCAAGGUCUGGGGCAGCACCUGGCAUCAGGCAGUAUACCUGGUCUGCAACUAUGCCAUUAA
This is a messenger RNA of Galeopterus variegatus (Sunda flying lemur), 629 nucleotides long. RefSeq names its product peptidase inhibitor R3HDML-like. The annotation marks the transcript as partial. The transcript is spliced from 4 exons. NCBI's taxonomy places the organism in Eukaryota, Metazoa, Chordata, Mammalia, Dermoptera, Cynocephalidae. The record is from RefSeq and is a predicted model, not a curated record.